AUGUAAUUCCUAGUUUUAUCAGUCUUUAUUAUGAAAAUACAUUGUGGUAUUAGUUAUCAUCCAAUCUUUAGGUUGGGAACUUUACAUAUCGGAAUUGAUGGAUAGUUCAACAUUUUAUUUAUGGAAGAACUCCAAUAACAUUCCUUCAUCCAAUUUGUUACUAGUUUGCGAUCUAUAACCGGCCCUGAAUUCAAAAAUACUCCAAGGAGAUCUGUCCUUAACUCGAAUUAUCUCAAUGUCUGCAACCAGGGGAUUUAGUAAAAUACGAAUCAGUUUUGAUAUCUACUAUUUGGGCUAAUGGAAUAUCGCAGAGGCUAUUACAGUAUAUGCUAACAGUUUAUUGGUGCAUUAUGAAACUCCAAAUACAAAUUAAUUAGAAGACUUUCCGAUGAGAUAUUGUCUCUAAAGACCAUUUGGAAAAUCAACUUCUGAGAAAAUCUCAAGAAUAGAUCAAAUAAUAUCAUUUAAUGACCCUCAAUUAAAUAUUGAAAUUGUUCAUGAGUAAGUUACGAGUGGUUCGACCAGUGAUUAUGGAAUAACAAACUUUGUAUUAUAGGUUUUUUAUUGUGAUGAUUUAUGUGAAGAAUGUGAUGAAUAUUAAUGUUUGACAUGUAAAUUGGGAUACGAAUUAGUAAAAUCAUAAUGCAGAUGCAAUCCAACUUCAAAAUUUUCAUAUUUCAAUCCAAACCUAUAAUGUUUAGAUGAAUGUCCUAUAAAUCAUGUGCCUGAUGUGAAUGGUAUUUGCUAAUUGGCAACAAUAACAAAUAUUUACGUGGAUCUGGAAUAAGAUAAUUUUAGUAUUUACAAAUUCUAAUAUAUUCCUGAUAAGUAUUAUAGCACUGUGUAAUUGAUGGUACAAACAAUUGGGACCAAAAGUGUGGCUGGUAUGUUUGGGAACACAGACAAAAUUGUGUAUAAUGAUAUUCUAUUGCCUGCUAAUGAAAAAUAUGAGAUGAAAUUUACAUUGUUUAUGGCAGGCAGAAUCUCUACUUUGUUUCCAGAGGAAAUAAUAAUUAGAUUCAAUUAGUUUGUAGUUGCCAAGAUUGAUGAUUUUCAAACAGUGUUUUUAUACUCCUAUUUCAAACAGGGCUAUAGAGCUUUACCUAAGGAAAUUUGUAAUUCUGCUUAAUAUUAGCCAUGUAAGUCAUACUCAAUUUCCAUAAUGUUUGAACUUUAAGAAACAGUCAGUGAAAUAGAAUUCAGCUCUAAAUUUGCUUUAAACAAACCUUCACGAAAAUGGGGAAUCAGAGAUUUCGUAGUGAAUAAAUAUUCAAUAUCUAGUAAUCCAAUGAGUUGUUUAAAUAAUUGCUUAACUUGUGAAUUCAAAAUGCCAGAUAUCUGUUUGUCAUGUGGGAGUAGUAAGAACUUAUUUAAAGGGAUGUGCAUAGAUUAAUGUCCAGAUUAUACUAGUGCAGUUAGUAAUGUUUGUGUGGAUUCAUAAAUGGUUAAUUUAAAUUAGGAGUAUUUGGUCAAUAUGUUUCAUGAUUUGAAUCCCUACUAUUUGGAGAGUUACACAAACAAAUUAAGUAUGAAAUCGCUCUCUUUUUUUAUGAACAAGAUCAUUUUAGGAGGACUUAAUAUAUGGAGUAAUGAAUAAGUUAUUCAUCGUUUAAAAUAUAAGAAGCCAUUCUAUAGAGUAAAAGUAGAGUUCAUGUUAGUAUUCAUUGAUUCCAAGAACAAUCAAAUACAAUUCAGAACUAGUGUUAAUACUGAAACAUCAAUAUAUUCUAUGUUUGGUAGUGGAAUUUCAGUGGGCAAUUAAGUUGGGUAAAAUGAGAUUGAGGUGAUUUAGAGUGUUAGUUAUACGAAAUCAUUUUAAUCAACUGAUGAAUUAUCAGUACAGUUACAUUGCAUUAGGAAUAUUGACAGCGAAGCAUAUUGUGGAAUCUAUGAUUACAGAAUCAUCAUCUGGACUUGUUAGGAUUAUUGUUUAGAAUGCGAUGAUAAUGGAAAUUGUUUGAAUUCAAUUAAUACACAAAGUACUGACAUCAAUGGUUGCAAGUCUGGAUAUUAUAUGGAUAAUAAUGGGGAGUGCAGUGCUUGUGAUAUUGGAUGCAGUAGUUGUAAUGGAUACUCAGAUUGCAUAACAUGUAAGGCUGGGUAUGAAUUGAGAAAUAAAAUAUGUUAUUGUUCUAUUCUAAAGGAUGUGAUUGAGUAUUGUUCACAAAGCAAUUGUUUUCAUAAUUGUCAAACCUGCUUAAAUGAUAGAGUAGAUGUCGGUGUAAUACGUCCAAAACAUCCAAAGAAUUGUUUAUCUUGUGAUGAAUCCAAAAACUUAUGGUUGAAUGUUAAUUAAUGUUCAUGUCUAGAUGGAUAUUAUAUGGAGAAUUUCAGUUGUUAUAUAUGUUAUCCGACAUGUAGAAAGUGUUAAGACAGAGCUAGAGAUUGUUUAGCUUGUAUCCCAGGAUAAAAUAGAGUAUUGGAAUCAUCGUCUUGUGAAUGUCAAACAGGCUAUUUUCAAGAGGAUAAUGAUUUAGUAUGUUCUAAAUGUUCAGAUCUAUGUCAGAAAUGCAAUUUUACAAAAGAUCAAUGUAGUUAAUGUUACCCAGCCCAUUAUAGAAUACCUACAAAUGACACUUGUAUUUGUAUGGAUGGGUAUUAUGAUGUUGGUUAAUUGAUCUGUCAAAGUAUUUAUAACUCCUUAACUAAUUAGAGUGUCCUUCUACUUGCAAAACUUGUCUCGAUGCUCACACUUGUACAUCAUGUUAUGAUGAUCAAUAUAGAAUCAUGAGUAUUAACAAUUCAGCAUGUACAUGUAAAUCUGGAUAUUUUCAACAAUCCUCUGAUAUUUGUGGAUGUACACUUAUAUUUAUAAAUCUUAGAGUGUCAUAUAUCAUGUCUAGAAUGUUCUAAUAAUACGACUCAAUCCUGUACUAGAUGUCCUAGUACAAGAGAACCUUAAAUCACAAAUAAUACUCUUUAGUUUAGUUGCAAAUGUAGAAGAGGAUAUUAUGAAUCUAAUGAUAAGUAAUGUCUAAGUUGUCAGGAUUAUAUCAAUCCUCCAGUCACUCAUUAUUGUUACUCAAAGUGUGGAGAUGGCAUUCUACAAUGGAAUGAGGAUUGCGAUGAUGGCAAUGAUAAUUACAGAGAUAGUUGUUAUAAGUGUUUACAUGGUAACUCCUUUUGUUUAGAUUAUACAUGCACUUCUUGUGAUGCUGGGAGAUGCUCAGGCUGCAUUGAUGGAUUCUAUUUAACUCAAGAGUUUAUUUGUUUACCUUGUGAUCCAAGUUGUAAGACUUGCAUUAAUAGAUCAGACAAUUGUACAGAUUGCAUGGUAUAUUAAUCUGAUGGAUCUGGAUGUGUAAUGUGCAAUCAAGAAUAAGGAUUUCAAGUUUAGGGAGAUCAGUGUGUAAAUAUUUGUGGAGAUGGAAUCAAAGUCAAAAAUGAACAAUGUGAUGAUGGAAAUUUAGAGGAUAAUGAUGGAUGUAAUCAAACUUGUCAAGUCGAAGACGGCUAUUAAUGUUAGACCUUAUGUGAGAAGAUCAUCUAUCCAUCAAUUCUAUUUGAAUUAAAUCCUUAUGAUGUAAAAUACAAUUCAUAAAGAACUGUGAGAAUUAAGACUGAUCAAUUAGUAUCAAUAUCUGGAAGUAUCAAUUCCAUUAUGAAAUUCAAAAUCAAUAAUUUAAAUUAAUACGAAAUCACAUUUGUAGAUUUAACCUAAUACUCUGAUCAGUAUAGUUAUUUAUUUCUUGAAUUAAAUAUUUAAUUGCAAUCAGUAGUUUCCAAUCCAUAAUUAAUAUGUCAGAUAAUUAAUCAAGAUGCCAUCAAAAAUUAAUAAGGUAAUGCAUUUGAACAGAAAAAUUAUGUUACAUCACUAUUGGAAUUUCAAGCUCCCUCUAAUUCAACGGAGAGUGCAACUGACGGUUUGAUGAAAUUGAGUAAGUACAUUUUAUACUUGCUCUUUGGAUUCGCUAUUUUAGCAUUCUUAUUUGGUGGACUUAAUAUAUUUUGGAAUCUUCUGGAUGUCUUACAAUUAGUAUCUUACUUAUAAUUUUUGAAUGUUGAAUACCCAUAUAAUGUUAACAAUUACUUUACUAUAUUUGGUUUUGCUCAAUUCGAUUUUUUAAAACAAUAUAUUGACUUGGAAUAAUACAUUAGUUAAUAUGUGAAUACACCAGAUGCAGAUCCUAAGUUUAGAAACGAAGGGUACUCCACUGUCUUUUAUGUGAACAUCAUUACUGUCAUGACUGUAUUCAUAACAACCUUGAUCACCUUUAUUGCCUGUAGGAUGCUGUUUUCAACUUUAACUAAGAUCUCACACUCUUUUAUUUAUGCUCCCAUUGACUCAUAGGAACAAAGUGUUUGUACAUUCUUUAUCUAUAGAAUCACAAGGAAUUUAUAGCAAUCUCUAUUAAAAAUCAAUUAGGAAUUUAUGUCUGGUGUGAUUAGAACAUUCAUGGCUGUGGCUUUUGAUUAUAAUCUUGCUUUGUUUCUCUAAUUAAAGGAUGUGUAUUUGAGAGAUCCAAUUUUAUUUUCGAGUUUUGUAUUUUGCAUAAUUGCUCUGCUCCUGGAAGUGGCAUUCAUAUAUUCAUCAAUACUUUUCAUGUCGAAACCAGAUUAUGUUUUCAAAUAGAAAGUGAUUCAAAAUAAUUUUGGAGCAAUUUAUGAAGGUGUUAAAUUGGAGAAGAAUCCAUUUACGUAUUAUUUCAACAUCAUCAUAUUGAUUAAGAAAAUGCUAUUUAUGAUGUUUCUAGUGUUAUUUUAUUCAAUUCCAUGCAUUUAGAUUGGAUUGGUAUCUCUGUUGAAUAUGGUGAUGGCUGUUUACUUGAUCAAAGUGAAACCUUUGGAAGAUAAGGAUGAAUUGAUUAAACAAAUAGGUUCUGAAUGGAUAAUUUGGUUGGCUGAAAUGUUCAUAUUGGGAUUUGCAAUUAAUGAAUAAACAAAUCAAUUGGAGGAGAAUGGAAAACUUAAUUUAGGAUGGUGUGUAAUAGCCUCAACAUCCUCCCUUAUAUUGUUUUAAUUGAUUAUCGAUGUAAAGUAGCAUAUGAAUUUUUUAAUUCACGAAUAUGCUGUAAUAAAAAAACUGAUUGAUAGAAUUGGAUUGCUCAUUCAAAAGUAAGAACCAGAAGAGGAACAAAACAUAUUCCUUUAAGGAAAAAGAAGAUUAGGAUUUGAGAACACUACUUCUUUGAAUAAUCUAAACAGUGCUAAGAAUAAUAGAUCUACGAGCCACUUUAAAUAAGGAAGAGUCAUAACAUUUACAGUAAGCUCAAGUAGUAGCUGAAAUCCAUCCUCUUAUCUUUUGC
This is a messenger RNA of Paramecium octaurelia, 5246 nucleotides long. The record is from the annotation of a GenBank genome assembly. NCBI's taxonomy places the organism in Eukaryota, Ciliophora, Oligohymenophorea, Peniculida, Parameciidae.